Messenger RNA from Schizosaccharomyces osmophilus, 2988 nucleotides. It is a transcript of the gene kcs1, whose product is annotated as inositol polyphosphate kinase Kcs1. The coding region runs from base 1 to 2988 and encodes 995 amino acids. Lineage: Eukaryota; Fungi; Ascomycota; Schizosaccharomycetes; Schizosaccharomycetales; Schizosaccharomycetaceae. The transcript has a single exon. The record is from RefSeq and is a predicted model, not a curated record. Gene Ontology annotation, molecular function: inositol hexakisphosphate kinase activity. Gene Ontology annotation, biological process: inositol phosphate biosynthetic process; phosphatidylinositol phosphate biosynthetic process. Gene Ontology annotation, cellular component: cytoplasm; nucleus.
AUGCAGAACACAUCAAAGUGUUACCUGCCAAGUUCGUGUGGUGGCAGAGACGUCGAAUAUCCAGAGAGAAGAUUAGAGAAGGUAAAAUGCCCAGAAAGCGGUUUCCUUGCGAAAGAAAUGAAAAAUCGUGAACCAAAUUCAGAUUUUUCGCUGCAAAAAUCUACACAUCCUUCAAAGGUUUUGUCUUCAGGUAGACGACGAAGUGACCAGUUUUCAAAAUCUGACUUCGAAAACAAUGUUCCUAGAAAUCUAUCAUCCGUUCAUCAUGCUGCCGUAUCCUCACAUCCUUCCUAUCCGCAAAUAAAUGAACCACAAUCUCGUACCGCUCCACUUAGUCGACGUUCUUCUGAUCAAUAUCGACUACAUAGUCCUAACGAUCAACAAGUUUCUUUUCAUGAAUCAUUAAAAGACCUUCUUCAGACUACCGAUUCUACUGAUAUGCACCCUCCAUCCCCCUUCUCAACUACUGAACCUUCAAUCCAAAUUCAGGAGUCGUCAUCACUGGAUCCGGAUGCUAACGAUUCUCAAGCAUCCCCGGACGUUCAUCCCGCAAGGAAAGCCAGUAAAUCAUUACGUGUGUUUGCAUCCUCGACUUUAAAUACUAAAGAUGGCAAUAAUAACACUUUGCAUCCUGUCCCUGAAAGUGAUUCUGUCGGACGAGCUUCUCCUGCCGUUCCUGACCAAUCUGCGAAAUACUCUCAUCAAAACUAUCAUUCAAACUCUACCCCCGGUUUUCUUGAACCCAAUGUAUCCAAUACAAAUCCUCAAGAUUCUUUAACUGCCACUCCUAAGGUUUCUCGAGGUCGUAAAGAGGGAUCCACCAAUUCCAAGACCACCGCUACGUAUAUUCCUCACCAUCCCUCUACUAAAUCAUCUCAACAUUUACCUCUUUUACCUGAUGCAUCUUUUGAAUUUGAUCGCUCUCUAUCUCGUCCUCGUUCUAGCCCUUUAUCUACUCCUCGUUCUUCGUUUUCCUCAAAAUCUUCUUCCCCCCCAGAUGAAAAUCCCUUCUUUAAUUGGAAUGUUGAUUAUCCCAUCACUGUCCAACUAGAACCCUUUAAACAUCAAGUCGGUGGCCAUACGGCUUUUUUUCGCUUUUCUAGAAGAGCUGUCUGUAAGCCAUUGACUCGCAAUGAAAAUACUUUUUACGAAACCAUUGAGACUUGUCAUCCUGAAUUGUUACCAUUUAUUCCUAAGUAUAUUGGUGUUUUGAAUGUCACUCAUACUGAAACAGAUCAGAACAAAGAAGAUACAGACGCUGCUGGAAAGGAUCAAGACGUUUCCCAGUCUUCCUCUAAAACUCACAAGAAAAAUAUUUAUGGUCAGUCUCAACGUCAAACCUGUGGAUAUAUCCCGGAAGUCAGCGUAGAACAAAACCGACACAUUUUUCCUGAAUGGAUGCUUCCUGAUCAUAGCCGAUACGGUGCUGGAAAAAACCACCAUAACAAAUCGAGCUCUUUAGAUGAUCGGCCAUCUUCUAACAAUCCCGAUUCUCCGCAGCCUCGAAAGACGCCUUGGGGUACUACGUUAAUAAAUAGAAAAUUGCGUGAACAAGUGUUGAAAGAAGUCUUUGCCCCUAAGCAUGCUCGCCAAUCACUAGCUUCUCGCUACAAGCUACGGAAUACGCACCGAUCGAGCAGACCCUCUGUUUUUAGAGAUAACACUGUUAAUGUUUUUCCUUAUGAUAAUAACUCUCGUUCCAGGCGAAAUUCUGAGGCUGAUCCUAAUAAGAGUCUGUCCUGUAGUGUUGAGGAUAAGUGUUAUGAUAUGUGUACUGCUGUUGAUGAGGAAAAUGAAGAAAUGGACUAUGAUCCUUUAAGUAAGCAGAAUAAAUGUCCUCGAAACCAAAGACGAUACUCUUCCGAUGCUGUAUGGGAAGAGCCAGAGUCAAACGAAUUCCCCCGUUUAUCUGAGAUGCUGGGCGAUUAUGAGUGCAAACCUGGUUUGCCAAAAUCCUCCAAAUACAUUGAAUAUAGUAAGAAGAUGCAAGCCCAGAAAAAUGCAUCAGAAGUCCCUAUGUUUGACAUGGACAACGAAGACUCAUUUGAAGAUCCUCCUCCCCUUGAAGCUGUCGAUAAUAGUCUAGCAGAUGAUCGAGCGCAUAGAACGACUUCAUUUCCAAUGUUGUCGAAGGCAUUACCUGAAGAACAUGAAGAAUCAAAACACUCGGAAGAAGAUCUUGACGCCUUGCUUAGAUCAACUCAAAUUGAACGCUAUAUUGUAAUUGAAGAUUUAACAAGUGGAAUGAAUCGUCCUUGUGUUUUAGAUGUUAAGAUGGGAACCAGGCAAUAUGGUAUAAUGGCUACCGAAAAGAAGAAAGCAUCUCAAACCAAGAAGUGUGCUAUGACUACAUCUCGCGUAUUGGGUGUUAGAAUAUGUGGGAUGCAAGUGUGGCAUUCAAGAUUUCAAUCGUACACGUUUGAGGACAAGUACGUCGGUAGGGAUAUAAAAGCAGGUGAGGAGUUUCAGCUUGCAUUGAUGCGAUUUUUAGGAUGGACGGAGGAGGAUGAGGAUAAUGAGCACGUACUAAUACUUCAUAUCCCUGCUAUUUUACGAAAAUUGAGGCAUCUGGAACAGAUUGUUCGUUUGUUAAGAGGUUCCAGAUUAUAUGCGAGCUCUCUUUUAUUUAUAUAUGAUGGCGAACCUUCACCAAACAACGGAUCCAGUAGUUCAUUAGAUCACGAAGGAGCCACUCCGAGAGAAAUCGAUAUUAGAAUUGUCGAUUUUGCGAAUUGCGUUUUUGCAGAAGAUAAAAAUAUGCUUUCAGAUGCGACUUGCCCUCCACAGCACCCAGAUUCGUACGACAAAGGAUACGUUCGAGGUUUACGCACCUUACGCCUUUAUUUUUCUAAAAUAUAUCGAGAAUCAAAAGGAAUGCACGUUGCUGAACGUGGUUAUGAAGAUAAUUUUACUGAGGCUUGCGAUGAGCUUGGCGAAGAGUUUGACUUUCCUGAUGAAGACGCUGCUUGUGGAGACGCUUCUACUUGA